Schistocerca americana (American grasshopper) is the source of this 3578-nucleotide messenger RNA. It is a transcript of the gene rtet, whose product is annotated as major facilitator superfamily domain-containing protein 10. The coding region runs from base 402 to 1790 and encodes 462 amino acids. The record is from RefSeq and is a predicted model, not a curated record. Gene Ontology annotation, cellular component: brush border membrane. Gene Ontology annotation, biological process: transmembrane transport. Gene Ontology annotation, molecular function: transmembrane transporter activity. The transcript is spliced from 11 exons. NCBI's taxonomy places the organism in Eukaryota, Metazoa, Arthropoda, Insecta, Orthoptera, Acrididae.
GGGAAAGGUAGGUGGUGGGCGUGGUGUAGAAAGUGGAAAAGUGAAUGCAGGUGAUAGCGGAGAAAAUGAUUGUGAGAUGGAGAGGGGGGGUGUCCUAUAUUCGUGCUCAGUACGUGUCUCAUCGUGUCAAGACAGUUUGGUGAUGGUUUGUGUAGUAGUUCAAAAUGUUUUAACGUGACAGUGAGCGAAGUGCCUGAAGUGUAUUCGUGCACCAUCGGCGUUAUAGAUAUCUUUUUCACCAAGUAGUGAAUCCGGAGAAAUCAUGUUUUAGUGAGUCAUAGGUGCAGAAACCGGUUUUAAUUUUUGGCAGUAGGUUUGUGGAACCCACAGCGCUUCCUCUUAAACAUUCACGUUUGUUUCGUUAAAGAGGCGCAGAAAACUGCUUUCACACCUGCCUCACGAUGGAGAUAAGGGAAAGGACAAAACAUGAAAAAUCUGUAAAUUCUGAAGAAGUUAAAAGUACUUCAUUGGCUGCCACCAGUUUAAAAUCCCACCCAUCCGUUUACAUUAUUUUUGUGUCUCUGCUUCUUGAUUUAUUAGCUUUUACAAUGAUACUCCCACUGUUACCAUCACUACUUGAUCAUUAUCGACAAAAUGACAAGCCUGAUGGGUUGUAUCCUUGGCUACUCAGUAAAAUACGUUAUUUUCAACAGAUUGUGGGUGCUCCGGACAGAUUUAACUCUGUCUUAUUUGGCGGAUUUUUAGGUUCAAUGUACUCAUUCCUCCAGUUCCUAGCAUCUCCACUUGUUGGUGGAGUAUCUGAUGUUUAUGGCCGUAAGCCAGUAAUGCUUGUCUGCCUUAUUGGAAUUUCAUUUUCUUACGUGCUGUGGGCCUUGUCGAGCUCAUUUUUGCUUUUUGUUUUUGCAAGAAUUAUCGGAGGAAUAAGCAAGGGAAAUGUUAGUCUGUCUAUGGCAAUCAUUACUGACGUAUCAUCAUCUGCUACUAGAGGACGCGGGAUGGCCCUUGUUGGUAUUGCCUUUUCUGUUGGCUUCAUAGUUGGUCCUGUGAUUGGAGCCAUGUUUGCAAGGUGGGCACAAGGCCAGUCUGGUGACUGGUUUGUCACUCCGGCACUGUUUGCUUUUGGAUUAUCGCUGCUUGAUGUGUUAUUUGUUACGCUGUUUUUUAAGGAGACUCUGCCAAAGAACAAAAGGGCAAGUUCUGUGGCUGGAAGCUUAGGCCAAGCAGCUGCAUACAUCAGCAUUCCGGAUUUAUUUCUCUUCAGAGCUGUUAAAAACAUCUCAAAAGAAGAUUUAAGAAAGCUACAAACCUUGGGUCUUAUUUACUUCGUAUAUCUGUUUUUGUAUUCUGGUUUGGAGUUUACUCUGACAUUUUUGACCCAUCAUAAGUUCAACUAUACUUCCAUGCAACAAGGUUGGAUGUUUUUUGUCAUUGGUUUGACAAUGGCCGUCAUGCAAGGAAGCUACGUUCGCAAAUUACCUGAACAUAAAAUCAAGCCAACAGCAGUGCUGGGCCUAUUACUAAUUGUACCAGCAUUCAUCGUCACAGGAUUAGCUACAUCUGUCAUAGGCUUGUACAUUGGGCUCCUGCUGUUUGCUGUCUCCACAGCAAUGGUUGUCCCUUGUAUGAUGACACUAGCCUCAAAAUAUGGGUCUCAUGACCAGAAAGGAACUGUUAUGGGCAUCUUCAGAUCAUUAGGAGCGUUAGCCAGAGCUGUUGGACCUAUAAUUGCAUCAAUAGGGUAUUGGAGUAUUGGUUCAACACCCACGUACAUCAUGGGUGGAACUUUGUUGUUGUGGCCAUGGUUGAAACUUAAGACAAGCAAUACUUAGUUGUGAACUCCAUCCCUGAACAGAAGUUUUACCUCUACAACAUCAUGGACACACAUCUUCAGGAAGGAUACUAGUCGAAUGAACAGAACUGCAUGUCCUAUUGAAUGCUGUGAAGACCCUAGUAUGCUUACAAGGUUUUUUUUAAGUGUAGUGCACACAAAUAAUAGUGUGUAGUAAUUAAUAGGCAAGAAAAAGCUGGAGUGCAUUUCAGAUUAAGGAUUUUGUGUAAUAUACUUACAGUAGUUUUCAUUCUCCUUGCACUGUGGUGAAUCUACGGCCCAGUUUUCAUUAUGUAAGAAAACUUAAUGUGGUCAUUCUUGUGUUCAUUAACUUACUUUCUAGAAAAUUAGGAAGUUAUCUGAUACUACUAUAAUUUAUUACAUUAUUGCAUUAUACUAAUUUCAGUGUUCUGUUUAAGAGCCUACUUCCAGUAUUGUAUCAAAUACAUUAAAGAUGAGUGAAAGUUUACUACAGUAUUGUGGCAGCAGGACAAGAAUUGGCAACCCAGUUAAAGCUGGUGAAAUUAAGUUUCACAAUUCACAGUGGGCACAAAUUUUACCAACUCAUAAUUUUAUUCAUGUCACCACCUAUCUCUGAUGUAUUCUUUGAGGAAAAUCUCAUUUAGUUUAUUAUGUAUUGUUUCACUCAUUGUGAAUCUAUGUAGAGGCCAAACGGAGAGAUAAUAAUUGGUGUUCUAAAUUAUGUCUUUGCAGAUAAUGUGUUAGCAGUAUUACAAAAAAUAAUUUUCGUCUGUCUUUAAAAAUUUUUCCUUUUCUGUUUUUUCUCCUCGUAUGUUGUAACUUUGUUCUAUCCAUAGAUUAUUGGUUUUCCUUCAUCUACGUCAUUUAUUCUGUGGAGUUAUUAUUUUCAAUUUGUCUGUUCACAAUGGUUUUGUUGUUAGCUCUGCCACUUGGCUUUACUGAGUAAAGUUGUAUGCACCAUCCUCCAUGUUCUUUCUACAUGGCAUUAUUCUUGUCCGCAUGUUAAGUGUGUUCAUUUCAUUUCUUCUAAUUUAUUAACUUCAUUUAUAGUAUGUAUGUGAGGAUAGUGGUUGCACAUAGCUUCGUAUGGGUACUGUAGACUGACUGACAACUGAAAAUUUGUACCUUUUUUAUGCAAUGGGAUCUUGUUUACUUUGAAGUAUAUUUUACAAAACUGUCCAAUCAUGUAUCGUACAUUUUCUACAUUAACUUUUGUAGUGUUGUAUUAUCCUGCGAGAGUGCCUUCUGAAGUUCCCCAUCUUGUAUACAAUUACAGGGUGUUGUGUGGUGUGUUGUGUCCAGUUAACUGAAGUUUGACUUAACGUUUCCUCCAUUGGUUCUUAUUUAGUCAAAAAAGAUGAGAAAGUAUAAACUUGCAUGUACAAUGAUCAGAUUCUGUUCCAACAAUCAAUUUAAAUGCCAUAAUCGUGAAUGUAUUUACUGCAAUAUUAUUAUUAUUAUUAUUAUUAUUAUUUAUUGUGCUGUUGUUACUGCUGUUGUAAGUACUGUUUUCAGUAUUUAUUUGCCAUAGUUAUAUACAUCAAAAUUAGAUAUUGGAAUUAUACAAAUUUUGAAAGCAUUAUUUAACUAUAAAUUCUUGUGUGUGUGUGUGUGUGUGUGUGUGCGUGUGUGUGUGUGUGUGUGUGUGUGUGUGUGUGUGUGCGUGAGUUUAAAGAUGGUAGCAACAUUAGAAAUAGUAACAAAGAAUUAUUGUCAAAAGUUAUUGUUAUUUUUUAACCAAUGUUUAAUGAGCCUAUUACUGUAUGUAAAAAAAAGAACAAGAAGAAGAAGAAGAAGAAGAAGGAGG